AUGGAGCGUUCAGAGCAGCAGGGCUGCCAUGAGGACCGUCCAGCCGGCUGUGAGACGGACGGUCCUGUGCUCAAGGCAGCUGGCACCAGGGAAGCCGAAAAUUCUUCAGAGCAGUGCAAAUGCCCACUGGCCAAGCCUGAGAGGCCCCAGCCUCCUAACCUAGAAAUGGAAGGAGGAAAGGGGUGCAGGCAGAUGACCUACUCUGAAGACCUGCCCCAGGUCUCCGUGGUCUUCAUCUUUGUCAAUGAGGCCCUCUCAGUCAUCUUGCGGUCGGUGCACAGUGUAGUCAACCACACACCUUCCCAGCUCCUGAAGGAGGUCAUUCUGGUGGACGACAACAGUGACAAUGUUGAGCUCAAGUUCAGCCUGGACCAGUACGUCCACAAGAGAUACCCGGGCCUCGUGAAAGUCGUGCGUAACAGCCGGCGUGAAGGCUUGAUCCGGGCCCGGCUGCAGGGCUGGAAGGUGGCCACGGCCCCCGUUGUUGGCUUCUUUGAUGCCCACGUGGAGUUCAACACAGGCUGGGCUGAGCCUGCCCUCACACGGAUCCAGGAGGACAGACGGCGGAUCAUCCUGCCGGCCAUCGACAACAUCAAGUACAACACGUUCGAGGUGCAGCAGUAUAGCAGCGCUGCCCACGGCUACAACUGGGGCCUGUGGUGCAUGUACAUCACCCCGCCCCAGGACUGGCUGGACCGCGGGGACGAGUCGGCGCCCAUCAGGACGCCCGCCAUGAUUGGCUGCUCCUUCGUGGUGGACCGGGGAUACUUUGGGGACAUCGGCCUGCUGGACCCGGGCAUGGAGGUGUAUGGUGCAGAGAACAUCGAACUGGGGAUGAGGGUGUGGCAAUGUGGCGGCAGCAUGGAGGUGCUGCCCUGUUCCCGUGUGGCCCACAUCGAGCGCACAAAGAAGCCGUACAACAACGACAUCGACUAUUACGCCAAGCGCAACGCCCUGCGGGCGGCCGAGGUGUGGAUGGACGACUUCAAGUCCCACGUCUACAUGGCUUGGAAUAUCCCGUCACACCACCCAGGGUGGACUUUGGGGGACGUGUCCGAGAGGCUGGCCCUGCGCCAGAGGCUGAAGUGCCGAAGCUUCAUGGUACUAGAGAACGUGUACCCCGAGAUGAGGGUCUACAACAACACCCUCACGUACGGAAGAGUCAGAAACAGCAAAGCCAGUGGCUACUGUUUGGACCAAGGGGCAGAAGACGACGACCGGGCCAUCCUCUACCCCUGCCAUGGAAUGUCCUCCCAGCUGGUGAGGUACAGCGCCGAUGGCCUCCUGCAGCUGGGCCCCCUGGGCUCCACUGCCUUCCUGCCUGACUCCAAGUGUCUGGUGGACGAUGGCCGGGGUCGCACGCCCACCCUGAAGAAGUGUGAAGAUGUGGCCAGGCCAGCACAGCGGCUGUGGGACUUCACCCAGAGUGGCCCCAUUGUGAGCAGAGACACAGGCCGGUGCCUGGAGGUGGAAAUGUCCAAAGACGCCAAUUUCGGGCUGCGGCUGGUGGUGCAGCGGUGCUCGGGGCAGAAGUGGACGAUCAGAAACUGGAUCAAACACGGGCGGCACUGA
This is a messenger RNA of Castor canadensis (American beaver), 1572 nucleotides long. NCBI's taxonomy places the organism in Eukaryota, Metazoa, Chordata, Mammalia, Rodentia, Castoridae. The record is from RefSeq and is a predicted model, not a curated record.